CGUUGUGGGGUAAAAAGGCAGUCGGGCUGGCUCGGCCUAUUCAGCCCUUUGAAGUUAAAGCCAAUUUAUUUCAGACGAAAUCAGCAAAAGCAAAAAUUUCACAAGCUUGUGGGACUCACUCACCCGCUGCAUCAUCACUGAAAUUUCACAAAGGCAAUCGCUGUAGCAAAAUGGCGCUCAGGCUGGUGUCUAAGAAUUUCAGGAAUAAAGUUUCGCCCAUGCUCUCUUCUGCUUCUUUACUGCAUUCACAUGCCACAAGUUUUGGGUUUAAAGAAGUACGAGAAGAAGAGAAAAGCCAAAUGGUUGGUGAAGUCUUUAGCAAAGUUGCUUCGAACUAUGAUCUCAUGAAUGACCUGAUGAGUGCCGGAUUACAUAGACUAUGGAAGGAUAGACUGGUUUCCAAACUAAGGCCAUUUCCUGGAAUGAAACAUCUUGAUGUUGCUGGUGGAACAGGUGAUGUUGCUUUCAGGAUUCUGGAAAGUGUUAGCAGCAUCAGACGCAGAGCAUUGCAAGAACCAGUCGAUGAUGGCUUACAGGAAGAAACUCAGAUAUAUGUAUGUGACAUUAAUCCAAACAUGUUAAAUGUUGGAAAAAAGCGUGCCAUAGAGAGAGGUCUUGCAGAAGAUAAAUCUCUCACAUGGGUGCAAGGAGAUGCAGAAGCCUUAAGUUUUGGUGAUAAUUCAAUGGAUGGUUACACCAUUGCAUUUGGAAUUAGGAAUGUCACUCACAUAGAGAAAGUUCUUGCUGAAGCUUAUAGGGUUUUGAAACGGGGAGGAAGAUUUCUUUGUAUUGAACUGAGCCAUGUUGAAAUUCCUGUAUUUAAGGAAUUGUAUGAUUUUUAUUCCUUCUCUGUUAUUCCUCCACUAGGGGAGCUUGUUGCAGAUGAUCGAGAAUCCUACCAGUACCUGGUUGAGAGUAUCCGCCGAUUUCCCCCACAGGAGAAAUUUGCUUCAAUGAUUGCAGAUGCAGGAUUUCAGAAGGUCGAGUAUGAAAAUCUUGUUGGGGGAGUGGCUUCCAUUCACUCUGGUGUAAAAAUUUGAAGGUUUGUCCGGCAAUUCUUGGUCCAGCCUUUCCAAUAAUCAAUUAUUUUAUACAGUUUUGCGACCAACUGAUGCUUUUAGCUUUGCUUCUAUCGUUUAGAGAAAAGAUUUUUAGAUGGCAUGGCAUAUUGACUAUAAUCUGAAUUUAAGUUAGUCAUCUUUUUCAAGACUUAGGGUUUCUAAAUUGCUGAUUGAAAAUGAUUCUCUUAAAUAUGGUGAAUUAAAUUAAAUUUCCUCAAUGGAGAUCACCGAAGAAAUCCAUUUUACAUUUAGAAGCUUUAAAAUUGCAUGUGGAUGGUUGGCAAAUUAUUCAUAUUCCGAUAAGAACAUUUCACCUCCAAUUAAUCAAUUAAAGUUCAGAAUUAUGUGAAGUUUAUUAUAAUUUUAUGUGAAAUUCACAUUUAAGUGGUGGACUACUUACAUUUUUUUUUUUUGGUCAGUGGACAAUUAUAAAAUUGUAGUAAAAAGAAUUGCAAGUAAUACACUCCUUGAGACCAAAGAUAUUGUAAAUGGUCUUGCUAAGUCUAGUAUAAUAGAUUGCAAAUUUUGACUGUGUUAAAUCCGGAAUAUAAUUCAAUUUAUUUAUAUAAUUAUUCUUAA
Messenger RNA from Durio zibethinus, 1640 nucleotides. RefSeq names its product 2-methoxy-6-polyprenyl-1,4-benzoquinol methylase, mitochondrial-like. The record is from RefSeq and is a predicted model, not a curated record. Gene Ontology annotation, cellular component: mitochondrion. Gene Ontology annotation, molecular function: 2-methoxy-6-polyprenyl-1,4-benzoquinol methyltransferase activity. Lineage: Eukaryota; Viridiplantae; Streptophyta; Magnoliopsida; Malvales; Malvaceae. Gene Ontology annotation, biological process: ubiquinone biosynthetic process.